AUGGUGUAUGGUUCUCAAUGNNNNGGCAUGAAGGGCAUAUCUAUGCUGUUGGUGGAGAGGGGCAUGCCCGGCCUCAAGACCACCAGAAUGGACUGCCAAGGUGUGCUAUCUAGUGGCACUACCUUCGUUGAACUCGAUGAUGUGAAAGUCCCGGUGGAGAAUCUCAUCGGCAAGGAGAAUGAUGGCUUUAAGGUUAUCAUGUAUAACUUCAACCAUGAGCGCUGGGGACUUAUCAUUCAAGCGGUGCGGUUUUCGAGAAUUCUCUAUGAGCUUUCAUUCAAGUAUGCUCAGAAGAGAAAGACUUUUGGCAAGACCCUCAUGGAGCACCCGGUCAUUCGAUGGAAGUUGGCAGAGAUGUCCAGACAGAUCGAAGGGACGAGCCACUGGCUUGAAAGCGUCACUCAUCAGAUGUCGACUACGCCUUGGGUGGAGAGCAUGGAUGCGUUGGGGGGCACUAUAGCUCUGAUGAAGGCCCACAGCACUAAGGUGUUUGAGUACUGUGCUCGUGAGGCGGCUCAGAUCUUCGGUGGUAAUGCCUAUACGAGGAGUGGGCUUGGUGAGGUUGUGGAACGACUGUAUCGGGAUGUGCGUGGCUUGGCCAUUCCUGGGGGUUCGGAGGAGAUCUUGCUGGACCUCGGUAUAAGGCAGGCUGAUAGACAGUAUAAGAAGGCUACGAGCAGGCUAUGA
Messenger RNA from Perkinsus marinus ATCC 50983, 687 nucleotides. Its product is annotated as Acyl-CoA dehydrogenase, putative. The record is from RefSeq and is a predicted model, not a curated record. NCBI's taxonomy places the organism in Eukaryota, Perkinsozoa, Perkinsida, Perkinsidae. The transcript is spliced from 3 exons. Gene Ontology annotation, molecular function: oxidoreductase activity, acting on the CH-CH group of donors. Bases 1 to 687 code for a protein of 228 amino acids.